ACGUAUUAUACGAUUUUUGUAAGUCCGGAUUAUCAUUUAAUUAUAUUUUUUUUACGUUUUUCACUACGCAAACAACUUUCUGUUUUAGCGCGCUGAACAUGUCAGUUUGCUUUAAACUGCUGACAAUUGCAGGCCUAAUCUCACGGAUCUCGUUUGUUUCACCUGAAAUUAAGAGUGUGGACAUUCAAACAGGUUAUGAUCCUGGCUCGUGUAGCAAGAAGGAACGUGGUUUGUUAAAAUUGAUCAAAGAUCGUUCAAACAGUGACAAACUGUUAAUUUGCAAGGAAGAAAAUGGAGUUUAUGCUUGGAUGACAACGGACGGUUCCAGUCCGUCUGGCGAAUAUUUUAACCCCGGCUACGACUGCACGGAUAUUUUGAAAAAGAAUUGGGAACCUCGAGACGGAUUUUAUUACAUAAAUUUCAAUCGGGGUGCUCCCAAGAGGUGUAUUGUGACAUGACAACAGAUGGAGGAGGAUUUGCGCUGAUUAAUUGGUAAACUCAACAGUUCUGUAACAUGGAAAGUUCCAUCCAAAAACACAACAGUUGAUCCAUUUGGUGAAUCUCAGUGGUCCAGUGAUCUCGGUGACGCUCCAGUUCUUGAUUUCAGAAUACAAAUAUCAACCACGG
Dendronephthya gigantea is the source of this 627-nucleotide messenger RNA. RefSeq lists its product as uncharacterized. The transcript is spliced from 4 exons. The record is from RefSeq and is a predicted model, not a curated record. Lineage: Eukaryota; Metazoa; Cnidaria; Anthozoa; Malacalcyonacea; Nephtheidae. Bases 99 to 458 code for a protein of 119 amino acids.